Molecule: messenger RNA, 615 nt
Organism: Helicoverpa zea (corn earworm)
Lineage: Eukaryota; Metazoa; Arthropoda; Insecta; Lepidoptera; Noctuidae
Exons: 1
Coding region: 1-615 (204 amino acids)
Source: RefSeq, a predicted model, not a curated record
AUGUUCAUACUGUUCAUCCUAUGUUCUAUAUUCAAAAUCUCGUCUGGUGACGUCACUUCUAGCGACGUCGCAUUUCUAAACGAUCUGCCUUUGGAUAAGCUUUUACGGCUAAGGUCUUCACUGCAAGAACUCGUGACAGCGGAAUACGAGAAUGUCACAACAACUACACCGUCAUACAUACAAAGGUUUGGUGCAGAAGCCAUGGCUAUCCAAGGACCACCGCCCGUCAAGCGUGGCGACUACGAAGAGGGAUUGUACAAGAAAGAAAGUUACAGCAAGAUCAGCAACAUAUUUUCUAUGUCUGUCACUACUCUUGCGUUUCUGGCGUUUGGCGGAUAUUUACUAUGCUUGAUAGUUCAAGCUGUGAAAGCGAAGCAGACGUAUAAUGCUGCGAUUCCUACGACGCAACCGACGACAUUCUUUGUGAGUGCAGGGAUUAAGAAGAGGCCACAGAGCCAGUUCUCGGCUUAUGGUCGGAGGAGGAGGGAGAACAGAUUCAGGAGAAGUUUGAAGAUGGUGGAUCUACCUCCGGAGCAGCUGUUUGACGCGUUAUUGCAAGUAUGCGAGGGUUACGCCAAGUGGUCUGAGAGAAAAGGGGACAUUGGGGAUUUUUAA